GUCCACUCGGUUCAAAUCCAUCAUUUCCAAGCUCUAAGCUACUACUAUACUCGUAAAGCCAAAUUCUGUUUUUUGGCGUUGGCGUGAUCCGUACUAUCCUACCUGCCCCUUUACACCAACUAACUUACCGACACAAGAUAAUACGGUACGGCACUCCUUUUAUUUUUAUUUUUUAUUCUCGCCUUUCUCUGCCACGGUAAAAUAGACUUCCUUUCUCCUAUCGAAUCCAUUCGAAAAAAAAGAUAAGAUGUCAUCGACAUCCGACUCCACAAACAACAAUAAACGCAAAAGGAUAGGUUCGCGAAGUGACCCCGAUAUUCUAGUGGAAGUCCAUCAACCGACAUCAGGUGAAGAGGCCGAUGCAGAGCUUUCCUACGAUUCGGCUCCUACUGCUGGAGUGAACGCUGCGAGGCGCACGAGCAUUGAUAUUAAUGAUGAAGGAGAAAGAUCAUCAACCACCGAAGGUAGUAGCACCAUUGAGGAACGUGUCCGGGAAGGUGCUGGUAGGAAGAGGUCUCUCGGCACUCCCAUGAGGACCGGCUCAAAUUCGAGUAUUAAUAGUGUCGCCGGGGGUGGUGUCGCUCCUCCGCCCAUGGUUCCCCCACAACAGGCCGGAUCGUUGGCUCCUGCUGGAUACUCAAUGAACCCGCCACCGACCGAUCGGCCGGUCAGGAUUUAUGCCGACGGUGUCUUUGAUUUGUUCCAUCUCGGGCACAUGCGGCAGCUAGAGCAAGCGAAGAAAGCUUUCCCAAAUACCUACCUUCUCGUCGGCAUCCCAAAUGAUACCGAGACCCAUAAGCGAAAAGGUCUUACAGUUCUCACGGACCAAGAACGGGCGGAGACGUUGCGACACUGCAAAUGGGUGGAUGAGGUCAUCGAAAAUGCACCCUGGAGUGUUAACCCAGAAUUCCUUGCCGAACACUCGAUCGACUAUAUUGCCCAUGAUGACGAGCCCUAUGCGAGUGCUGAUUCCGACGAUAUCUACCGUCCUUGUAAGGAGGCUGGAAAGUUUCUCGUUACCCAGAGAACCGACGGGAUCUCCACGACGUACAUCAUUACUAAGAUCGUGCGGGAUUACGAAAAAUAUAUUAUGCGACAGCUUCGUCGUGGUACCAGCCGCCAGGAACUCAAUGUCUCUUGGCUGAAGAAGAACGAACUAGAUUUAAAACGACAUGUCACAGAACUUCGGGAGACCAUCAAGAAUAACUGGUCAACCACCGGCCGGGAACUGAGGGACGAAUUCCGUAACUACUGGGCCCCCUCGCCCAGACCGUCUUCACCCUACCAAUUCGGGGCCUCUAAUGGUGGUUCGAAGGACACCCUUUCACCACAGCAUGAGAGGAAUAAUCCAACGUUGAUGCAUCUUGAGCCUCCUUCCCGGCCCCAGUCACCUCAUACCGAGUUUGCCAAUGGGUAUUCAUUGGGCCUUAUCGGAGGUGUUAGAUCUUGGAUGCGAUCAAGAGCAACUCCCCGUGGAUCAAUGGCAGCUUCAGAAGCCUCCUCUGACGACGAAGACGUAGAAAGCCCGGAUGAGGGGAAAUCGAAGAAUGGCGAGGAAGAUCUCAUUCAGAGCGAAUUGAACAGGGUGGUUGGCAAUAAUGUAACCAUCACUGCCGAUAAGGCCUCUCCAAGACCCUAGGCUUAUCGGGUAAUCGGCCGUUCGCUCGAGUUUUCAGCCCUCCUUUCGGCAGCUUCCCGUUUCUGCGUGAUCCCCGACCCGGGAAUUCGUCUCUAAAAAA
This is a messenger RNA of Tuber melanosporum (Perigord truffle), 1739 nucleotides long. RefSeq lists its product as uncharacterized. NCBI's taxonomy places the organism in Eukaryota, Fungi, Ascomycota, Pezizomycetes, Pezizales, Tuberaceae. Bases 248 to 1639 code for a protein of 463 amino acids. Gene Ontology annotation, cellular component: nuclear envelope. Gene Ontology annotation, molecular function: phosphatidylcholine binding; choline-phosphate cytidylyltransferase activity. The record is from RefSeq and is a predicted model, not a curated record. Gene Ontology annotation, biological process: CDP-choline pathway. The transcript has 5 exons.